Messenger RNA from Parathielavia appendiculata, 992 nucleotides. RefSeq lists its product as uncharacterized. Bases 61 to 753 code for a protein of 230 amino acids. The record is from RefSeq and is a predicted model, not a curated record. The transcript has 2 exons. Lineage: Eukaryota; Fungi; Ascomycota; Sordariomycetes; Sordariales; Chaetomiaceae.
CUUCCGGUAUCAGCGGUGUUCUCUUGUUAGACUUCGUUCUAGUCCUGGGACUCUUUCUUGAUGCAGUACUGUGGCGGGACGGGCCUGGCGUCGUUUCCAUUGCCCUCAUGGGAGUCGCGAGCUCCCUUGUAUGCGGUAGCUGGAAGACGGGCUACGCCUACUGUGAAACUCAGGUCACGGCGGACAGGGCAGUUCCCGUCGUCCCAUGACGAUCGGGGGGAGCCUGAUGGUCAUCCGAUGCGACGAAGCGGUACAGGACGAGUUGUACCUUGGCACCCUGGACCGCUGCUUUUACCGGAGCAAAGGCGCACGCUGCGGCGCUCUGGUGGUCACUGGAAGCGUGGCGCUCAUGGUUUCCGUCAUCAUGCUGGGCAACUCCACAUGUCAAACCCAGCUUUCGGUUGUCGUCUGCUAUAUCCUUCUAACGCCGUCUACUGGGCUGUCAGCCUGCUGCCCCGUCGCGCGUUCUGGGAUAUGGGUCGGGUAUCGUGUCGAGGAUUCCACACGCCUGCCGAUGCCGCCAACGCACACAACGAUUCUGUCACCAGCCCCGAUUUCAUCGAGGGUUGUGCGAGUUUGACCCGCACUCUGUGGUACGCGAUCCGCGAAGUGGAUCCACAGCGUGAGUCGAGGAAGGGUACUAUAUCCCGCCGGCGGACGAACGGAAAAGGUGGCUGGCUGAGGCACGCAAGCUGUAGCAAGGGAACCGAACAUGGCCGGUUGUCAAAGAGAGCGCGAAAUUAUGCAACAUAAGACACAAUAACGGAACGCUUGUAACUGAAUUGUAGGCUAGUAGGUACUCUCAAAGGAAGACAGAGUCGGAUGUGGGACGCUCAGAGUUCCCGACGCGCCGGAAUGGAACACCGUCUGUCGUCUAUGACAUUCGACACUAACAAAAAGCACCAAGGCCACGAAAUUGCGUACUCCAUCAGACGAUAUGGCACUGGUACUUGCAUGAAUCGAGAGGUAGAUGAGCUUGGACAUAGCUUGCA